UCAUGGCAUUAAAAGAGGAUCUAAUAGAAGCUCUUACUGAAUCGUUACGAGAAACCGAAAAUUUUGGGAAACUGAAAGCUGCCUUGAAGGUCGAACUUCUAAAUAUACUGAGCAAAUCAGAACAACCUGCAAAAAGACCAGACUAUCCCAGAGAAAUACAUUUUCUGAACAAGUUGGUGACCGAAUACUUGUUAUGGGUUGGUUACAAAAGCACCGCAUCAAUUUUGAAAACAGAAUCUGGAACAGAUGAUCACCCAGUUAGGAGGAGUGACUUGCUGAAGGAGCUCAAUUUGAAAGACGAUGGACAGAGUGAUGCCAUGCCUAUCCUUCUGAAUUUGGUAUCAACAUUUCAGAAAAUAUCGGAAUCUUCAUUGUGAAUAUUCAAGUAAUAAAGAAGUCGAAUCACAUCGAAAUACUAUUGGAAACCAAAGAAUUUAUUAUAAAAUUAUCAAAAAUAUUUGUGACAGUGAGAAUUUGUAAUAAAAUAAAUGAAAAUGAAAUUCAUGAUAUUUUAGUGUGAAUUUGUAAUAGAAUUAAUAAAAUUGAAAUUCAUGAUUUUAUGUUGACAUUGUAUAAAAUGUAUGGGACAUAAUAAAACUCAAGUAAUUAAAUAU
Molecule: messenger RNA, 614 nt
Organism: Nilaparvata lugens (brown planthopper)
Lineage: Eukaryota; Metazoa; Arthropoda; Insecta; Hemiptera; Delphacidae
Product: centrosomal protein 20
Exons: 4
Coding region: 3-377 (124 amino acids)
Biological process (GO): cilium assembly; microtubule anchoring
Cellular component (GO): ciliary basal body; motile cilium; centrosome
Molecular function (GO): protein binding
Source: RefSeq, a predicted model, not a curated record